Molecule: messenger RNA, 2847 nt
Organism: Salmo salar (Atlantic salmon)
Lineage: Eukaryota; Metazoa; Chordata; Actinopteri; Salmoniformes; Salmonidae
Product: LIM/homeobox protein LMX-1.2
Biological process (GO): neuron differentiation; regulation of transcription by RNA polymerase II
Cellular component (GO): nucleus
Molecular function (GO): DNA-binding transcription factor activity, RNA polymerase II-specific; RNA polymerase II transcription regulatory region sequence-specific DNA binding
Source: RefSeq, a predicted model, not a curated record
UCGCCCACUUCAAGAGACUCGGCAUGGCACAUUAACUUUAAAGCUCACUUUGGAACGAACCUCUCCACUCGACGUCUGGAUUUACAGCACUUGCUUAUUACUUUAAUUCCUCGUCAAUAUUGUUAUUUGGGAGUCGGAGAAUUCACCAGAAACUCAACGCUUUGCGUCGACGCUAAUAUAUAUAUAUGUUUCCAUCCCGCACGAUAUAGGGACACGCUAAACCACUCUAAAUUGAGCAGGUGACAACCUUAAACCGUUCUUGACAAAUGUGUUCCUUCGCUAUGUCACGAUUUAGUCUGUAACUUAAAACGUUUUUCAUUGAACAGACACCAAUAAGCUAUUUAUCACCGCGCAGUAAAAGUAAAAAAUCCCAAGUCGUGUCUGUUAACUACCCUUUCCCUCUGGUUUUGCCUCUGCAAAGAAGUUCAGUGUGCAACAAGGAAGAGUUUGGGGUGGAAAAGACCACACUGUCUGUGACAUUGUUAUGGAAAUUGCAACAGGUCUCGAAUCAUUGGAGAGACGCUUCUCGGCAAGGAAUCAUUCUGCCUGUUCAAAGAUGCUGGACGGUAUUAAAAUCGAAGAUCAUUUUAGAACGGGAGCGGCCACUUUGGGCGUUAUGAUCGGUGCUGAAUACCAUCAUCAGGCCGUGUGCGAGGGAUGUCAGCGGCCGAUAUCCGACCGAUUUCUGAUGCGGGUCAACGAAUCGUCUUGGCACGAGGAGUGUUUGCAGUGCGCCGUGUGUCAACAGCCGCUUACCACAACUUGCUACUUCAGAGAUAGGAAACUCUACUGCAAAACUGACUACCAACAGCUGUUUGCCACCAAGUGCAGUGGUUGCCUGGAGAAUAUAGCUCCUACUGAGUUUGUGAUGCGUGCCCUGGACUGUGUGUACCACCUGGGCUGUUUCUGCUGCUGCGUGUGCGACAGGCAGCUGUGCAAAGGAGACGAGUUUGUCCUCAAGGAGGGCCAGCUGCUCUGCAAGAGCGACUAUGAGAGGGAGAAGGAACUGCUCAGCUCUAUGAGUCCUGACGCUUCAGAUUCAGAGAAGAGUGAAGCUGAGGAGCUGGACGGGAAGCCUGAGAAGGGCUCCGGGGGCCAGGGUAAGGGCAGUGAUGACGGGAAAGACCCUCGCCGUCCCAAACGGCCACGCACCAUCCUGACCACCCAGCAGAGGAGAGCCUUCAAGGCAUCCUUCGAGGUGUCCUCCAAACCCUGCCGGAAGGUUAGAGAGACGCUGGCGGCAGAGACAGGCCUUAGUGUCCGUGUUGUCCAAGUGUGGUUCCAGAACCAAAGAGCCAAGAUGAAGAAGCUAGCCCGGAGACAGCAACAACAGCACGAGCAGCAGAACUCUCAAAGGCUAGGCCAAGAAGUGAUGUCGGGUCGGAUGGAGGGCCUGCUGAGCUCCUACACCCCCCUGGGGCCCCCUCAGCAGCAGCAGCUAGUGGCUAUGGAGCAGAACGGCUACGGCACUGACCCCUUCCAGCAUGGACUCACCCCACCACAGAUGCCCGGAGACCACAUGAACCCAUACGGAAAUGACUCCAUUUUCCACGACAUCGACAGCGACACGUCCCUCACCAGCCUCAGCGACUGUUUCAUGGCGGCGUCCGACAUUGGCUCCCUGCAGGUGCGGGUGGGGAACCCCAUCGACCGUCUCUACUCCAUGCAGAGCUCUUACUUUGCCUCCUGAAAGUCAACCCCGAACCGAAGGGGGUUGGGGAUGGAGGGAUGGAGGGAGGGAGGGAUGGAGGGAGGGAGGGAGGCAGGUGAGGGGAUACUCAGUACAUAACUGUACAGCCAUAAAACAAGCUUUUGCCUCAAGAAAAUAACUGAAGGGAAAAACGGAAAGGUACCAUGCAAAAAAAACUAUAAUCUCCACAGGCUUGUAGCCAGGAACUAAGAGAGAAGGACAAACUUGAAGACAUAAUUGGACACUUUUCCCCGUGUAUUGGAGAAGCAGUGGGAACUUAAACUACAACAUGGUUAAGAACGGUAUUGGAGGGAUUUCUGCGGGAUGUUUGUAAAAAAAAAAAAAACGAAUGUCGUUGCAUCUAUGCUCAGAAGAAUACUUAUUUAAGUCCGCAUUUGUAUAUAUAAUGAAAUGGGAAUAUUUGUUUGACCUGAAUUCUAAAGGGGAAAAUGUAUAUAUAUAUAUAGUCCAAGUCACUGAUUUUGAAACGUCAGUUAACCAGUAGAGGACUCAGUCAUCCAGCUAUGUGUCCAAGCUUUAUCAACGGAAACCUUCUCUGAGCAUGUGUCCAAGUGAACCUUUCCUAAAAGCAUAGAUAAAAAAAAUAUAUAUGUAUAACACCAAAUUGAGUAUAUUACGAUGUACAAAGUUGGUAUAUGCUGAUCAUGUUUCUUUAUCAACACUACAACAACCAUAAAUCAUUUUGAUAAUAUACGUUUCACCAUUAAGCUUCUUGGAUGUGUGAUAUUAAAGAGAGUUUGUGAAAGACAUGAUUGGAUUAAAAAAAAAAUGUUUUGUUUAAGUGUAUAUAGUAUAUGUGGAACAUUCUCAAAAACCAAGCAGUUUUGCAUGUUGAAAUGGACACCAAUCUAUUUAUUAAAGGACAACAUGCUAAGUGAUACUUCAAAAAUGGAAAAGCUUUAUUUAAAAAGGCAAAGAUCCCAGUGUAAAGUAGUGAGAAGAAGCAUUAUAAUUCAUUUCUGUCCUUUUGAUUAUGAAAUUUAUAGUAGUAUUUUUUUGUUGUGUAAAUUAGUAUCACUGUGCUAUUUAUUUGUCACGAGCUGACUGAGAUCUUGUCGAGAGUGCAUUUUUAUUGCUACAAUUUGCUAAAUUACCAAAGUUUGUUGGUACUACAAAAUAAACUCUGAAAAACCCCA